AUGGGCCACUUCGUUCGGCCUCCGAGGUUGCCAGUCUUAUUCUUCUCCUCCUCCAAGGGGAAGAAGGAUUUCUCCGGCGAGAAUUUGAAAGACUCGUUGCUGGAAGAAGAAGACAUGGUGGCGCCGAAGGGGUUCUUGGCGGUGUACGUGGGGGUCGAGAUGAGAAGACACGUGAUCCCGACGAGCUACCUCUGCUUUCCCGCCUUCCAAACCUUGAUGGAGAGGGUGGCCGAGGAGUUCGGAUACGAGCAGACGGGUGGGCUCAGGAUUCCCUGCGAAGAGGAGGACUUCCAACAGAUCCUCAGGGUCUUGCAGAAAUCGGAUUCGAGGAAGAACAAGAAAAAGAAGGCGAAGAAUUCGUUGUUGAAGUCGUAG
Messenger RNA from Phoenix dactylifera (date palm), 375 nucleotides. The record is from RefSeq and is a predicted model, not a curated record. Lineage: Eukaryota; Viridiplantae; Streptophyta; Magnoliopsida; Arecales; Arecaceae.